Messenger RNA from Pseudopodoces humilis (Tibetan ground-tit), 604 nucleotides. NCBI's taxonomy places the organism in Eukaryota, Metazoa, Chordata, Aves, Passeriformes, Paridae. The record is from RefSeq and is a predicted model, not a curated record.
AUGGCUUGUACCCUCGGCGCCGGACGGCCCGGGGGGGAUUUCGGGGGAUGGAUUGUACCCCCAGGAUCGGGCCGAGGAGGCCGGGGUCCCCGCGGUCCCCCAUCUAUCGUGGCUCCUCUCGCUGCCCCGCAGGCGGAGCUCUUGGUGCCGGCGGGCACCAUCCGGCGCUGGCUGCAGGUGGAGGGCGCCGAACCCACCGCCCCAGCCGAGGAACGCCUGGGUCCGGCCUGGCGGCUUCUGCGGCGAGCGGAGACCCAGCUGGGCGAGCUGGAGCGUCGGCGGGCCCAGGACAUGAGAGACGUAGAAAGCUACGUGGGCUAUGUCCAUACACUGAUGGAAGAGCAGGAUGCCAUCGCCUCUGAAUAUGAGAAGGAGAAUGAGCAGCUCAGGUUGGAGCUGGCACAGCUACAGCUGCAACAGGGCAGUUCCUGAUCCGUUUCUGAUGCUCUUGCAAUGAAUGCGCUGGGUGUUGUUGGAGGUUGUUGGAGAUCGAUGGUGCUCCCAAAGGCCUUCCUGAAAAAGAGCUGGAAUGGCAGUGAAACACAGUGCUGGGGGAAGCUGCCUGGAUUUGUUUAAAAAGUGGAAUUAAAAGAAAAACCAGUCA